Molecule: messenger RNA, 2053 nt
Organism: Physcomitrium patens
Lineage: Eukaryota; Viridiplantae; Streptophyta; Bryopsida; Funariales; Funariaceae
Source: RefSeq, a predicted model, not a curated record
CCCACACCGCUCGUGCCGGAUGACACACCGCGUGUUUUCGCAACCCCGACUCUUGUUCAUUCGUUGCUCAUCCGUCGCAGGCCUUCGUUCUCCGCCAUAGCCAGCGGAGGAGGAGGUAGAAGGGGGAAAGAGCCCGUCAACCUCUUCCAGGCAGCUUUCCCGCAGAUCCCUCUAAAACCUUUUUGCUCUCCUUACCUGCAGUAGUAGCAUUAGCAUCAGUCGCAGCAGUACUAGCAGUAGCAGCAACGCAGCAACCAUCAGCCAGGCCAGCAGCAGCCGCGACAGCAACAUUCAAGGAACAUCAUCAACAACAGCAACAACCUCCACCUCCAAUACUGGAACUCGGCCCUCGGUCAUCCAGCCCCUCUCCGUCCUCCGUGUUGGUUGCACGCGCACUGUAGUUGAGACCAUUGCCGCUGUCCACUCUCCUGCCUUGUUACGUCGGGCCUGUGAUCCGUGACGCAUAGGAAGCGAGCGAUUUCUAUUAGCAAGCUGGCCGCCCUAGAGACUGAGAUGGCUCGCGGGUGCUCCCACUGUGGUCAUAACGGUCAUAAUUCAAGGACAUGCCCUGAUCGAGGGGUGAGACUGUUUGGUGUUAGGCUCACAGAUGGGGUUAUGAGGAAGAGUGUCAGUAUGGGUAACCUAAGCCACUACAUCGGCCCCAACAACCCUCCUUCUCCACCCAGUCAUUCCGAGUCUGGAGCCGGUGGCGAUGGCUACGUCUCCGACGGUCUCGUUCAGACAUCGAACAACACCAGAGAAAGGAAGAAAGGUGUACCAUGGACAGAGGAGGAACAUAGACUUUUUUUACUUGGCCUUCAGAAGCUUGGAAAAGGAGAUUGGAGGGGUAUAUCCAGGAACUUUGUCCAAACCAGGACACCAACUCAAGUGGCUAGUCAUGCUCAGAAGUAUUUUAUCAGACAAAGCAAUAUGAACAAGCGAAAGAGGCGAUCGAGUCUCUUUGAUAUCGUCUCCGAAACGGGACCUGCACCAAUUUUGGAAGAACCAGCAACCAAGUCUGCUUCUGACAUGGCAGCUCCUAUGCAUCAGCUUAGCUUAGGACCAAACUCGAUGUACCCAGGGAUAUUCUACGAUGCUAACAAUCCACAUGGUUAUGUUAGGCCCUAUAUGCUACCCCCAACCUCAAUGGCUGUACCCAUCAUGUCGAUUGGACCUGUCUCGUUAGGGGCUUCGGAGCAAAUACCAGAGACAUCUGCGGUGAAUUUCUCAGGACCUAAUGGUGCAAUGGGCAUUUCUUAUCCUUUCCCAAUGUUUUCAAUGAUGCCACGAGGAUACAACAGGCCUGUAAACUCUGUGGACUCGAAGGUAUUGAGGCCCACAGCGAAGUUAUCAACAGAACCUUUGAAUGUUGGCGUCAAUGAGACGAAGGAGAUGUCGCAGUUGAAUUUGGGACUACCUACCCCAGAACCGUCUCAACUCACUCUGAAGCUUUUGGAUCAACCAUCCAGGAGUUCUUCUGCUUUCCAUGUUAGCACAAGUAGCAUCAGUUCAAGCGGCAAUGCGAUCGGUGUGGUGUGAGGAGGAACAACAGUUUUCCGAAGUUUUGUUUUGAUGCGGAAGUAGAGUUGAGUUGUGUUGAUGGAGAUGUAGAUACGGUGCUGGCGGGUGCAAUUUUUCCUGGCUGGCGUUGGGUAUAAUUCAUGCUGGAAAGGAAGGGCGUCUCUGGUUCUGUAGAUUAAUUCUUAUGUAAAUAGCUACGAAUUCAUUUCUCUGCCAGAUGCUACUCAGAUGCCAGGUUGUAAACUACAAAGAACAGUGCGCAGAGAGACAGCAGCUUGGUGGUGGCUUGUCCCUUCAAGGGAUUCGGUCAGUGGAACGUUGAAUGUAGCAAUCAAUCCACAGCACCUUGCCAUCAAAGGCUCAAGGCUGAGGCACAUUGAAUUCCAGUCUGCAGGUUAGCCAUAUCCGUACAAUCGCGGCUUGGCUGCUUUCGAGGUUUCCAUAUCUUCCAAGGGCUUAUGUCCCUCCAAAUUUGACGAAAUGAAAAUUUGUUUCUGGAAUUCAGAUAUACCGCUAAGUCUCUUAUCUUUUA